GAGCAAUCCGGAGGUGGCGGCAAGCAAAGUUCCCCGCGAACUCCCGCCACUAGGCUGCUGCUGGAAGCCGGGCGCCGCGUCUCUGUUUCCCACGGGGGUCUGGGGACAUGGCCCGGAGGGCUCUCAAGCUUGCUUCGUGGACCAGCAUGGCUCUUGCCGCCUCUGGCGUCUACCUCUACAGCAACAAGUACUUGGACCUCAACGACUUUGGCGCUGUCAGGGUGGGCAGAGCAGUUGCCACGACAGCUGCCAUCAGUUACGACUAUCUUACCUCCUUGAGGAGUGUCCCCUAUGGUUCAGAGGAAUACUUGCAGCUUCGAUCCAAGGUGCACCUUCGCUCUGCCAGGCGCCUUUGCGAGCUCUGCUGUGCCAACCGGGGCACGUUCAUCAAGGUGGGCCAGCACCUGGGGGCUCUGGACUACCUGCUGCCGGAGGAGUACACCAGCACGCUGAAGGUGCUACACAGCCAGGCCCCACAGAGCAGCAUGCAGGAGGUCCGCCAGGUCAUCCGAGAGGACCUGGGCAAAGAGAUUCAUGAUUUGUUCAUGAGCUUUGAUGACACCCCUCUGGGAGCUGCCUCCCUGGCCCAGGUCCACAAGGCGGUGCUGCAUGAUGGGCGGACGGUGGCCGUGAAGGUCCAGCACCCAAAGGUGCAGGCUCAGAGCUCAAAGGACAUUCUUCUGAUGGAGGUGCUCGUCCUGGCCGUGAAGCACCUAUUUCCGGAGUUUGAGUUCAUGUGGUUGGUGGAUGAAGCCAAGAAGAACCUGCCUUUGGAGCUGGAUUUCCUCAACGAGGGGAGGAACGCCGAGAAAGUGGCCCAAAUGCUCAAGCACUUUGACUUCCUAAAGGUCCCCCAGAUCUACUGGGAGCUGUCCACCAAGCGGGUCCUUCUGAUGGAGUUUGUGGACGGCGGGCAGGUCAACGACAGAGACUACAUGGAGAGGAACAAGAUUGACGUCAAUGAGAUCUCGCGCCACCUGGGCAAGAUGUACAGUGAGAUGAUCUUUGUCAACGGCUUCGUGCACUGUGACCCUCACCCAGGCAAUGUGCUGGUGCGGAAGUGCCCGGGCACAGGAAAGGUGGAGAUCGUCCUGUUGGACCAUGGGCUUUACCAGGUGCUCACGGAAGAGUUCCGCCUGGAUUACUGCCACCUCUGGCAGUCGCUGAUCUGGACCGACAUGAAGAGUGUGAAGAAGUACAGCCAGCGCCUGGGAGCCGGGGACCUCUACCCCUUGUUCACCUGCAUGCUGACAGCCCGGUCGUGGGACUCAGUCAACAGGGGCAUUGGCCAAACUCCAGUCACUGCCACUGAGGACUCAGAGAUCCGCAACAAUGCGGCCAACUACCUCCCCCAGAUCAGCCACCUUCUCAACCUCGUGCCGCGUCAGAUGCUGCUCAUCUUCAAGACCAACGACCUGCUGCGAGGCAUCGAGGCCGCCCUGGGCACCCGCGCCAGCGCCACGUCCUUCCUCAACAUGUCACGUUGCUGCGUCAAGGCGCUGGCCGCGCACAAGAAGAAGAAUACCCGUUCAUUCUUCAGAAGGACCCAGAUCUCUUUCAGUGAGGCCUUCAACUUAUGGCAGAUCAACCUUCAUGAACUCGUUCUGCGUGUGAAAGGGCUGAGGCUGGCCAGCUGGGUGUUGGCCCUGCUCUGCUGGCUGUUGCCUGCUCCACACUGAGUGGACUUACUGUUCCCUUCCUGGUGUGACCUUGUGGUGGCCAAGGGGUCUUUUCACUCCUCACUCUUCCAUCAUGUCUCUACGUACUUGCCCCGUUUCUGCCAGCUGGUGGCCUGGAGCCCCACGGUCUCUGUCCAUGGCACCGUUGUGCUCCACCUCUGAAAUUCCUCUCCUUUGGAGCCCUUGUCUUGGGACCCCCAAGCUGUGCCGUGUGAUAGGUUCCUUUCUCUCUGUAUCCAGGGAGAAGGCAUGGCAGUCUGCUUUCCCGCUCCCCAUGUGGGCCAUUGGGUUGGAUGCCCCCCCUCUUCCGUUAACCCUUCCUGUUAUCAGGAUGGACCAUGAAUCCCACUGAGGGCACAUUUAACUUGCAGGAAGUUUGAUUUUGCUGGAAGGGAGCGUGGUCUCUGAACUGGAGAACAGUUUCCUCUCCUUGCGCUGUCGCUCCGCAGGGGUGCCGGCCUUAGCGAGGGCUUGGCACCCGAGCCAGCCUCUGUAGCAGCUGUGAGUUCACUGCUGUCGUGAUGACCCCUUUGGUGUUUUAUGUACUGUGAUUCAAUAAAAACCCCUUCAGGGUUGCAGAGCAGA
Molecule: messenger RNA, 2264 nt
Organism: Lagenorhynchus albirostris (white-beaked dolphin)
Lineage: Eukaryota; Metazoa; Chordata; Mammalia; Artiodactyla; Delphinidae
Gene: ADCK1
Product: aarF domain containing kinase 1
Exons: 11
Coding region: 108-1679 (523 amino acids)
Biological process (GO): lipid homeostasis; mitochondrion organization; protein phosphorylation
Cellular component (GO): mitochondrial inner membrane
Molecular function (GO): ATP binding; protein kinase activity
Source: RefSeq, a predicted model, not a curated record